CUUGCCACUUGUUUUGCGCUGCAAAGUUCUGCACAUGCCAGUUUGCAUCGCUACUUCACAAAUCUAAAAGUGUAAUGAAAAGUGUAAUGAACGUUUCCCUUAAAGUUCUGGAUGCUGCGUAGACCUCUGAGUGGUAUCAUCCAAUUUUGAUGGCUUCCAUAUUCGACCAGUAUGAGGAAUCCGCCCGAUCGUUGCCGCGUGCUUCGUCGCAGAGUGCGGUUCUGGGCAGCAGCGUGGGCAGAGGUGCCUCACCAGCUGGUUCCAAUCCCUUCGCCACCCCCACACCGCGGACGAUCAAGAGCCGUCAGAUGCCUGCUGUCCCCGAGACACCCAUCUUCAACAAAGAGCGUAUUGAGUUUCAGAUUCCCAACGGCAAGAGUGUCUCGCGCAUGGCCGUCUGCGACCGUCUAGUCCUCCUUUACACCAAAGACAACACGCUCUGCCGCAUCGAUCUCCGCAGCAAUCCCGACCAGAUCGAAUCCAUGGACAUCCGCACCAGUUCCCCCAACGACGGCGUCGAGGACAUCUUCCUGGAUCCGCUGGGCCGGCACAUCCUCCUAGCCAUGCGCUCCGGUGAGGUGCUGUACUUCUCGCGUCAUUCCAAGAAAUCGCGCACCAUUCUGAAACUGCGCACGCACAUCCUGACUGCCGUCGGCUGGAACUACCAGGUGCUUGAUUCCCCCGCCGGACCGCUACCCAUUCUUUUAGGGACUCAACAGGGGGUGAUAUUCGAGACGGAAUUCAAUGCCAGCGCCGCGGAAGCCUCGACGGUGUUCCUGGCAGCCAGUGUAGAGUCGUAUUGGAAGCAGGUGUGUAAUUUGGCCCAGCCGGAGCCAGUACACAUUCGCGGGAUCUAUUUCGACCGGUUAAAAGGAAAAUCCGGAAUGUAUGCGGUGCUGGUGGCCACCAAUACCCGUCUGUACCAGUUCCGGGGAACGCUGGGAAGCACUACCGAUGCGCCGCUGUUUCAGGAGAUUUUUAUGUUGGAUCCGGAAAAACCGAUGACUAACUUUUUGGAGCUGCCGGGGAAUCCGCGCCACUGCUGUCUGGCCGCGUGGCGACCGGUACAAAAUUCCACGUCUCCGUCGUCCUUCGCAUGGCUGAAUGAGCCUGGAGUGUAUUACGCGGAUAUCGGAAUAACGGGCGAUACACCCGACAGUUACGUGCUAGUGAAUCCGCAGCUGUAUACGUUUCCCAAGGAAAAAGAUAAGGGUAACCGACCCUUGUCCCUGGUGACGACGGAGUUCCAUGUGCUGAUUCAGUAUCCGACGGGUGUGCGGGUGUUGUCCAAGUUGUCCUGCCAGAUUGUCUUUGAUGAUGUGUUCAGUGUGGAACGGUAUGGGAAGCUUAUGGGCAUCUGUCGAGAUCCGGCCAGUGGAACGGUGUGGGUGUAUUCGGAGGCGGCGGUGUAUCGGUACAAAAUAACGGAUGAAAGUCGGAAUGUGUGGAGAAUUUAUUUGGCUAAGGGAGAUUAUGAUUCCGCUCUAAGGUUUUGUCAGAACGACCCGUCAGUCAGCAAUAUGGUGCAGAUUUUAAAAGCCGAAUCGCUACUGCAACAAGGACAAUAUGAGCAGAGUGCGGAAAUCUACGCCACUAGUGAAGCUGCUUUCGAGGAGGUUGUCCUGAAGUUCAGUCGUCUCCGACAGGAGAAAGCGCUCAAGUUGCUCUUGCUCAAGAAGGCUGAGUUGUUCAAAUCCAACACUCGGUCGCCACAGUUGUUCAUGGUUUGCUCCUGGCUCAUGGAGAUCUAUCUGAACCAUUUGCAGCAGCUGAAAACCACGGAAAAAGAUCAGGUUGCGUACAAAGAAUUACUUGGCGAAUUCCGUGAAUUCAUGGCGAAUCCUCAAUUUACCGAUGUUUUUACUUCCUCCCCGGAUGUUUUCUGUUCCAUUCUGCUUAGCCACGGCGCCGAUGAAGAAUACCUUUUUCUAGCCAACCAUCUGGGUGACAGUCGGCGUCUCAUUGAAUUCUAUCUGGAACGCCAAAUGUACAAGGAAGCUAUCCGUGUGCUCUCCACCCAGACCAGUGCCACGCCGGCAGGGAAUGCCGCCGAAUUGAUCUACGACUUCUCGCCGCAGCUGAUGCGUCAUGUUCCGAAGAUGAUGGUAGAUCUGUGGAUCAGCAAAAAAACAUUGAAUCCUCAUCGUCUGCUGCCCAGUCUCCAGCGGUACAAUGGAACGGCGAUGGACGGAGAGGCUGGAGAAGUGGUGCGGUUUCUGGAAUACUGUGUGUUCGGAGUGGGCACGAUGGAUGGAUCGUUGCAUAAUUAUCUGGUAGGGAUGUAUUGUCGGAUGCGAAAUGAGGAGGCUCUGCUGCAGUAUCUAUUGACGAUUGAUGAAGAAUGCAAGCGAAAGAACAUGGAGUUGUAUGACCGUAAAGGAACGCUCCGCCUUUGCGUCGAGCACACCCUGCCGCGCGCCGCUGUCCACCUGUACUGCGUUCUGGACCUGCACAUCCAAGCGGUGGAAUUGGCACUGAAAUUCGAUCCCGACCUGGCCAAGAGCAUCGCCAAAUCCUUCAGCCUGGACAACGACACCCGCAAGCGAUUGUGGCUGCUGAUCGCUCAGUACAUGGUCACGCAAGACUCAGACAUUUCCAAAGCCACCGAGCUGCUGCAUGAAUCUGGGGAUAUUAUUAAAAUCGAGGAUAUUCUGCCGUUCUUCCCGGACUUUGUGACGAUUGACGAUUUCAAGGAGGCCAUCUGUGCAUCGUUAGAGGAUUAUAAUCGGCAUAUCGGAACGCUGAAAGGUGAGGUCGAAGAAGCGACAAGAGAAGCGGAGGAUCUGCGGGGAGAGAUCAGUGAAUUCCGUAGUCAGUGUAUGUUUAUCAAUGGAGGCGAAGUGUGUACCAAAUGCCGGUUGCCCUUAUUGACUCAACAGUUUUAUGUCUUUCCUUGCAAACAUCAUCUACAUGCGGAUUGCCUGAUGGCACUGGUUCGGCCUAAUUUAAUGGGGAACAAGCCAGUGCUGGUGGAUGACUUGCGUAAGCAAUUGGAGACUAUGAGGGAACAGGAUGACAGUGCGUCUUUGCACUCCUUCGGAUCCGGGGGAGCGGCGGGGACGUUAAGUAAGCGAGAGAUGGUCAAGCAGGAAUUAGAGGAUCUAAUAGCCUCCGAAUGCCCCUUCUGCGGGCUGCUCAUGAUUAAGUCGGUGGAUUUGCCCUUUAUCAGUCCCGAUGAAUACGAUGCCGUUACCGGUAGCUGGCAGUGAUCGUGAUACAUGUGAAAUCGAGUUACUUUUUUUCGAUUAAAUGCUGUACGACAUCGAUGAGUACAGUACUUACCUUGCGCUUCGUUGGUGAUGUUGCUUAAAAGUGCUAGUAAUAUGAUUGAUUGUUUUUUAAGUGCUGAUAUUUCGGUUACCGUUUGUGAUGAUUUGAGUAGCUUGUUUCUGUUGUCUUGUUACCAUGCUGUUGUGAUUUUAUUUAAGUCGAAGAAUAUUAUUGUGUAUUUAUGA
Molecule: messenger RNA, 3455 nt
Organism: Paramacrobiotus metropolitanus
Lineage: Eukaryota; Metazoa; Tardigrada; Eutardigrada; Parachela; Macrobiotidae
Product: vacuolar protein sorting-associated protein 18 homolog
Exons: 6
Coding region: 150-3209 (1019 amino acids)
Biological process (GO): endosome to lysosome transport; endosome organization; organelle fusion
Cellular component (GO): endosome; HOPS complex
Molecular function (GO): protein binding; protein-macromolecule adaptor activity
Source: RefSeq, a predicted model, not a curated record